This is a messenger RNA of Nakaseomyces glabratus, 486 nucleotides long. RefSeq lists its product as uncharacterized. Lineage: Eukaryota; Fungi; Ascomycota; Saccharomycetes; Saccharomycetales; Saccharomycetaceae. The record is from RefSeq and is a predicted model, not a curated record.
AUGCAGGACAUCAGAGAAGAAAUGGAUGAUACGGUAGUUAUUGGAGAUGAAGACGUGCUUUCCACAAGCUCAGGGUCGAGUGUUGAAGUUGUGGAAGCCCCCGCGAGUUCGGAGAGGCCAGUUCUGACACCGCAGAUAGUGGCCCUGUGGGCCACCAUGAUGGCUGUGGUAUUGACCGUAUCUGUAUGGUAUAUGCAGCGGUACGGGUAUAUUAGCACGCUGACACCCAUAGGUGGUGAGAGCGUCUACGUUUUCAAGUCCGCAGGCGGGGACAGCAUCAAAGUUGUGGCCCCCAGGGGCAUGCAGGGCCAGUAUAUGCUGGAUUUUGACCAAGGCACCAUGCGACGUGUGCUUGGGGACCACACUUUGGUGCGGUCCUUCUACGAUGUGGCAGAGCGCGUGCGGCCCCGGUUUAAGAGCGGAGUGAGCGCUACACGCUCACUGCUGAAGCGCUACCGUGAUAUGCUGAGCCAGAGGAUCGGGUGA